Molecule: messenger RNA, 1547 nt
Organism: Hemibagrus wyckioides
Lineage: Eukaryota; Metazoa; Chordata; Actinopteri; Siluriformes; Bagridae
Gene: zcchc9
Product: zinc finger, CCHC domain containing 9
Exons: 6
Coding region: 212-973 (253 amino acids)
Molecular function (GO): zinc ion binding; nucleic acid binding
Source: RefSeq, a predicted model, not a curated record
GAUGUUCCAUAAUUAGGACUUAAUUUCGUGGUUCUUUCUUAGUUCCUUAGUAUGGAAUUUCAAAACAGCGGAAGGUAUGAGGAACAUAUAUGCAAGCAAUUACAGUAUAUGCAAAUAUAACAGGAACUUUGGACCAAAAGAUUCACUUGAACCACAGGACAGCUAUAAAGGAAGUGAUGAAGGAGUGUAAGGCAUCAGACAGUGAAAAAAAAUGACACGCUGGGCGAAAAAUGUCCAUAAACACAAAUCAAUGAAUGCUGCAUCAUGGAGACAACUAAGUGCAGGCAUAGCAGGUAGACCGAACUCUUCAGGAAGCUUUUCGCAAGAUGAUGCAUCACACCCUGAUAGAAAAAGAGCUAACAAAAACAGAGAUGAUGUGAAUGGGUUCAUGGAAUAUAUGGAACACAAAAGGCAACCAUUACCUAAUGGACGACGAGGAAUGGCUGCAGAGGAGAAGGACGUAAGAGACGUACUAGCCAUUGCUCUAAAAAAAAACAAAAGAAGAGAAAAUCGGAGGAUAAAGAGACAGAAUGCUACAAAGAGCAACAUGGUGUGCUUUAACUGUAGGAAGCCUGGACAUGGAUUGGCUGACUGCCCAAAAGCUGAUGAUGAGGAAAUGGGUAGAGGGAUCUGCUUUCGCUGUGGCUCUACAGAACAUGACAUCCAGAGGUGCAGAGCUAAAAUAGACCCUGCUAUGGGUGAUUAUCCUUAUGCCAAAUGCUUCAUUUGUGGAAAGACUGGUCACCUGUCCAAAUCUUGCCCAGAUAAUCCAAAAGGCCUUUAUGCUGCAGGUGGCUGUUGUCGAAUUUGUGGCUCGGUAGAACACUUUCAGAAGGACUGCCCUGACCAUCAAACUGCAUCAAAAGCCAUCACAGUUGGUCGCCUGUCCAACAAAAUCAGUGCUGAUCAUGAGGACAUCAGUGUUCCCGUGACACAAGUGUCACUAAAGAGAGCCAAGGUUGUGGUGUACUAAGCACAGUCAGUCAAGUCUCUUUUGUUUUUGUUGUGAGUAGAUAUUUUAAGUAUAAUGUACUUACUAUCCACUUUAAUAAGAUACAUGUACCUCUGCACAUUCAUGAAGUUAUCUAGUCAGCCAAUUGUGUAGUGGGAGCAGCAGUGUUGAAUGUAAUAGAAAAUUAGGAGCUGAGCAGUUUCUGAAUUACACAAAUCAUUCUAAUAUUUGUUGUUUACAUUAACUGACACUCUUGAUUUGUAUCUGCAUGAUGUAAUGCACUGCACAGCUAUUAUGUAAUUGGCAGUUUGGAUCAUUGAAUGCAUGCUCGAGUGAAAAGGUCUUACUAUUAAAGUGGUCAUGGACUUUGACACAUUAUAGAUAUUAAUGCCCAUAAAUCUCAUCUCUCUCCCUCUUCCACCCCCACACUCUCCACAGCUGUGCCUUUUCUUUCACUCACCCAUUGUUCACUUCUAAAGCUAAAGUGUCAGCUUGUUAAAGCUUCAUUAAAUCUAUGAUCCUUUGUAUAAUUCCUGGACCUAUGAAUGAUUCAGAACAAUUUAAUAAAACAUCGGUCUCAAAAUAAGUAAGCAUU